CUCCCGCUGUUUCCACUGACCGACGAGGCUGCACAUUUGUGCUUUGGGACCUGGGCAGGCAAGAUUACGCAUCCUCCAGAGGUUAGAAAUGGAGGCUUUUAAUCAUAAACUAAACACGUACAUAGACUCAUGGAUGGGUCCCAGAGAUGAACGGGUACAGGGAUGGCUGCUGCUAGACAACUACCCUCCAACCUUUGCACUAACACUCAUGUACUUGCUGAUCGUAUGGCUGGGGCCCAAGUACAUGAGACACAGACAGCCAGUGUCUUGCCAGGGCCUCCUGGUGCUCUACAAUCUGGCCCUCACUCUAUUAUCUUUCUAUAUGUUCUAUGAGAUGGUGUCUGCUGUGUGGCAAGGGGGUUAUAACUUCUACUGCCAAGACACACACAGUGCGGGAGAAACAGAUACCAAGAUCAUAAAUGUGCUGUGGUGGUACUACUUCUCCAAGGUCAUAGAGUUUAUGGACACCUUCUUCUUCAUCCUACGGAAGAACAACCAUCAGAUCACGUUUCUGCACAUCUACCACCACGCUAGCAUGCUCAACAUCUGGUGGUUCGUCAUGAACUGGGUGCCCUGUGGUCACUCCUACUUUGGUGCCUCCCUCAACAGCUUCGUCCAUGUCCUGAUGUACUCUUACUAUGGGCUCUCUGCUGUCCCGGCCAUACGGCCCUAUCUAUGGUGGAAGAAAUAUAUCACACAAGGCCAGCUGAUUCAAUUCUUUUUGACCAUGUCCCAGACCAUCUGUGCAGUCAUUUGGCCAUGUGGUUUCCCCAGAGGCUGGCUGUUUUUCCAAAUAUUCUAUAUGGCCUCGCUUAUUGCCUUUUUCUCAAACUUCUACAUUCAGACUUACAAGAAACACCGUGUUUCACAAAAGGAGUAUCACCAGAAUGGCUCUGUUGAUUCACUGAAUGGCCAUGCAAAUGGGGUGACACCCACGGAAACCAUUACACACAGGAAAGUGCGGGUGGACUGAAGCUUGAAUAACCUCACAAUCCUAACUUUUGUGCAUAUCUACUAUGUAUGUAAUAUUGCUAGGAGAGAUGUAGGAUUUCUUAUAAAGAAAUGUAUUAGAAGAGCAUAGCUAGUUUAUUCACAAUAUACAAAAAGCCAUGUUUAUCUGAAAGAGAUUCCUAACGUUUUGCACACCGCAGCCUGUUAUUAUUCAUAUUGAAUCGAAGUUCUUUACAGUUAAGUAACAAGGAUAGCAGAGGGAGCACAGCACAGCCCCAGAGACCCACUUCAGUUUAAUGCUGCACAAGAUCUUCGACUAUGUCUGGUGGGACAUCGCUUUAUUAAGCAACCUUGACCCAAACAGGAAUAACAAUGUUUUCCAUGUUUUAAUUCACAACAUAUGCACUUGUCUACAUGCUAGAUUGUGUCCUGAUUGGACAAAUCAGGACCAAAUCUAUUUUGGGGAUUCCCUUGCGUAGAGACAAGGCUGUCAGUGUCAAAUGUGUCCACUGAGUAAAUUUAGAGAGGUUCACCUUCAUUGUUUGCAUUGUAAAGUUUAGUUUAAAACCAGUUGCAAUAAUAGAUUUGUCUAUAUUGUCUGUAUCAGUUAAACAGGUUUGAAAAGUAUUUGGCCAUCAAAUGGCACUGAUCAGAACAAUAUGUGAACAAUAAAUACUAUAAAUUCACA
Salmo salar (Atlantic salmon) is the source of this 1639-nucleotide messenger RNA. It is a transcript of the gene elovl5, whose product is annotated as ELOVL fatty acid elongase 5. NCBI's taxonomy places the organism in Eukaryota, Metazoa, Chordata, Actinopteri, Salmoniformes, Salmonidae. Gene Ontology annotation, biological process: fatty acid elongation, saturated fatty acid; very long-chain fatty acid biosynthetic process; sphingolipid biosynthetic process. Gene Ontology annotation, cellular component: endoplasmic reticulum; endoplasmic reticulum membrane. Gene Ontology annotation, molecular function: fatty acid elongase activity. The record is from RefSeq and is marked provisional.